GCAUUCGAAGGAGCUGCGGCUGCAGGCGGCGGAAACUCUGCCGUAUCCAGAGCCCCUUCCGCCGCCCGCCUAUCUGCCUCCGCCCUUGUCAUGGCUCCUGAGCAAGAGCCCGGUUCGUGCUGACGGCUUGGCGGCCCUCUUCGCGGGCACCGCAGGCGGACUCAGGAUCGACCAUAGAACCUGGAGUCUGCAAUAUCAUCCCGACCACGUGCAGGUCAAGAACGCAAGCGCCCUCGAGGCCUUCGAACGGCACUAUGGCUACUUCAUUGACGACGAGCUUAGGGGGCUCGACUCUUCGGCGCGUGCUGAGAAGGUCGUCUCUAUCUACUCCACGGCGCUCUACGCACCCAUCAACGAGCACCGCUUCGGGCCGGGCACCUUGGCGCAGAAGCUCGGCGGUUUUGAAUGGCAGUGGUGGCUGAUCGUGGAGGCCGAUUUGGUGCGGGAGUAUCGGAGGUAUCUGGAACGAUUCGAUGCACAUGGUGCGGCUGCCGCAGCGGCAAGCCAAGCGGUGGACGCCGUGCGGGAGCGGUGGUUCGAGAACGAGAUCGAUAGCAAGUUCAAGAGCUCGUUGGCAUACUCGCGCAAUGUCGAGGGAACGGUUAUGCCGCCCAACAUCGAGUGGAUUCGCGACGACAUCGACCGCCUCAUCCCCUUGCUGGAAAAAAAGUACACAAAUAAGGGGACACUUUGCAAUAAAUAUACGCCGUUGAUGACCCUGUCAAAGCAGCAAGGGUGGAUGGAUUCGUACAACCGAUACUAUCGAAGCUUCUUGAUCGCAAAAACAGCGCAAAUCUCUCAGGCAGGAUCGCAGAAAGCCACCGAAAAAGAAGAGGCCAAUUGGAUCGACAUAGGCGAGAUCAAACAGAAGAUGGAAGAGCUAGGACGGCGCAUCAUGCGCCAAAUCCUCCCCGAGUUCCGCGCGAGCCGGAGGCCGCUCGGUCAAGACGAGGUGAAGUGUGUUUUUCAACACCUCGUGCUGGCGGCAAACGUCCUCGAACCUCCCAAACGACGUGAUUGGGGUAACCUUCCGAUUCGGAAGCUGGACGGCACCUUCUACAAUGAAGCAGCGAAGGCCCUAUACGAAGAGUUUGGCAACGAACUGGUCGAGAAAGCCACCGAUACAUAUGUCAUGGUCCUGAAGACGUUCAAAACUGCCAAAAAGUUCGGUCAGCAGGAGUUCGAGUUGCCAAAAAGGCUCUCGCACUACAUUCAGCGCUCGAUCGAGCUCGUUCCCAGGGCGUACUUCGUGACACUGCUGAGCGAUCUCGGCCAGCCCAUGAAUGAUAACUAUUGGACGCAAUUCAUUCGAGAGAUUCCGUUUUCAAAGGGCCGCCACCUCACGACGAACCAUCUGCGGCACGUAUUCGUGACCGAUAGAUACAACAAAGACGCCUCCCUCUCCGAUCGACAGUCCGUUGCUGGCCGAAUGCUGCACUCCGUUUCGACCCAGAUGCGUAGCUACGAGAGGAAGCGGAGCUAA
Molecule: messenger RNA, 1483 nt
Organism: Klebsormidium nitens
Lineage: Eukaryota; Viridiplantae; Streptophyta; Klebsormidiophyceae; Klebsormidiales; Klebsormidiaceae
Source: the annotation of a GenBank genome assembly